AUGACCUCCUCGCUCUUUGCGACAACUGUGUUUGCCAGCUUCUUCGUUGUUGCCCUACCACACAUUCUGCCCUGUCCGGCCCCAAGAGUGGCCUUGGCCGACGGCCAGAUGGCGGAAGACGGAUCAAUAAUUCGGCGGCGGAGGCGGCGGAGACUACGAGAGGACGCACCUGGCGGAGCCGUGGCCACCACCGAGGUCCAGACUGGAGUAGAUGGGAUGGCGCGGUUCGCCGGCAUGGAAAACAACCUUGGGGCCGGUGGGCAGCGGAGGGCCGAACGCGAGUGUCCGAUACCAAAGCCGGGAGGCGUCGUUGGUGAGCUGCUGGGAUUUGGUCGCAGCGAAAAACAGCAGGAGAACGCCACGGCGCAGCCUCUUCAGACUCGGGAGGCAACCAAUGCGUCGUCAAUACCGAGGUAG
Grosmannia clavigera kw1407 is the source of this 417-nucleotide messenger RNA. RefSeq lists its product as uncharacterized. The transcript has a single exon. The coding region runs from base 1 to 417 and encodes 138 amino acids. The record is from RefSeq and is a predicted model, not a curated record. Gene Ontology annotation, biological process: mitochondrial respiratory chain complex IV assembly. NCBI's taxonomy places the organism in Eukaryota, Fungi, Ascomycota, Sordariomycetes, Ophiostomatales, Ophiostomataceae. Gene Ontology annotation, cellular component: mitochondrial matrix.